Striga asiatica is the source of this 1488-nucleotide messenger RNA. The record is from the annotation of a GenBank genome assembly. NCBI's taxonomy places the organism in Eukaryota, Viridiplantae, Streptophyta, Magnoliopsida, Lamiales, Orobanchaceae.
AUGGCCUCAAUCGACAGGCUCAGCGCCUUGCCCGACGAAAUCAUCUCUCACAUCCUCUCUUUUCUCCGCUUCAGAACCUCCCUCUCCACCAGGACCCUCUCCGCCAGAUGGAGGCGUCUAUGGGCCUAUGCCCCUAACAUAGCACACCCCGGAGUUUCCAGCCCGUAUACAAUUUCCGACCGCACGGAAUUUGUACGCACGCUGACAAAGAUUCUGUCCCAAUGUGAAGCACACGGCGUGAACAGACUUCGCCUCCCUAUGGGCCGCUGCAACGAGCAUGAACUUGAGGCGUGUCUCGAGAGCGCAUUUGCGUGCAACGUGAAAAUUCUCGAUCUUAAAUUGCCUUAUGAGCUCCAUAUUAUGCCCCCUUUCGUCUUCACAUCUAAGAACCUAGUUGACCUGAGGAUCAUAUAUUUGCAUAUUGAGAUGAAGAAGGGCGACGUGUGUUUACCAGCCCUUAAGAGGCUUUAUCUCAAGCGCGCAGACCUUCGGCUUGGUUGCUCCCUCGGAAGCCUGAUUUCUGGCUGUCCCGUGCUUGAAGAUUUGACUCUUGUUAACUGUUAUCUUAAUGAAGGAGAAAAUGUGCCUUGCAUAUCUUCUCCCACUAUGAAGAGGUUGGUUCUCCGUGGUGGCUUAACUUCCACUUCCAGGUUGAAGAUUGAUACGCCUGAUUUGAUUGAAGCACUUGUUGAUGUUAGGAUUUCCAACGAUGAUCUUUUUUCUCGUUCUCUGGUGGAACUCGUGGGUAGGUUCUCUAAUGUAAAACACAUGAAAUUACGCGCUCGGGGGAAGGUUCCUGUCUUAACACCUGUUGAUUUGAACAUAAAGUUGCACAAUUUAACCAAACUCAAGGUGAAAGGUGAUUGGCGUUUCAUCUCAUAUUUUGUGGAGAAGGCUAACAAGCUUGAAGUCCUUAAUGUCAGACAAUAUUCAGAAUGGGAGAUGGAAGAAACCCUCCAGUUGCCUAUGCCUAAUUCAAUCAUGAAGCUUCACAAUUUAACAAAAUUCAAAGUAGAAGUCGAGUGGUGGUUUCUCAUAUAUUUGCUAGAGAAGGCUGAUAGACUUGAAGUCCUUACUAUCCGUAAGUUUAUUCAUCAGCAUAACGGGUUGGCGCCGCCCUUCCAAGUGCCUAAUUGCCUGUCAUCACAUCUUAAAAUAGUACAAAUUCAUGAAUUGAAAGGUACAGAGCAUGAACUCGACAUGGUUAGAUAUCUCUUAAAGAAUGCUAAAGUCCUCGAGAGGAUGGAACUACACUGGUACAAGGGAAUGGAACGACACUGCAUAGAAGAAUCGAUCGGGAGAAUUUCAUCAUUUGAUCGAGGAUCUGAGAAGUGUAAGAUUGCGUGCUGUUCAGGAAAGAUUCUUACACUGCCCUCUUUGAUUGAAGCAAAUAUUGAUGUCAGAGACCUUAAAGAUUGGAAUAUCUCCAAGGAUCUAGCGGUGGAUAGGAGCGCUUGGAGGCUCGUUAUCAACGUGCCGGAACCGUGA